AAGCUCUUGACUACCACUCAUCCCAUUCCCACCUUCCGGCGUCCUUCAUCGCUGUUCGCUCGUAACAAUCAGUUGACACAGUGUAGACAUCCUCCAGGAAGCCAUUUGUGCCCUGCUUGCCCCUUCCUUUGCAUCACAUCGCGACACGCUCUUCGCAGGAAAACGCCGCACAUCGAGUCGAGCCCGCUGUGCUGUAUCCUGGGCUGUCACGAUGUCCGAAUCUGCCCCCAAUCCGGGUUUGCAUCCGGUCAGCUCCACUGCGGCUGCUCGUGAGCCACUCAGCGGUCUGGUGGACUCCACUGCCAACCUGAAAGUGUCCGACAAAGAGGAUGCAGGCGCUGCAGCUGCAGAUUCAGCUUCCAAGUCCAGUGCCCCAGCGGGUGCGAACAAGAAGGCCUCCAAAGCUGCCAAAAAGUCGGCCGCAAACGACGCAGCGGGAGCGCAAAAGCAUCCUUUGGAAUUCACUCCCAAACCUGCAUUCUUCGAUGCGAGGUUGGAGAUUUUUGAAAAGCUGCAAAAGGAACAGGAGGAGGAGCGGGCGAAGAAGGAAAGGGCGCCCAUCAAGAUCACCAUGCCGGAUGGAAGCGAGAGGGAUGCCACCAGCUGGGAGACCACACCCAUGGAUAUCGCCAAGGCCAUCAGCAAGAGCUUGAGCGAUAGAAUCGUCAUCUCAAAGGUCAAUGAUCAGCUGUGGGACCUCGAGCGUCCCUUCGAAGGUCCCGCCAAGCUCGAGCUGUUCGACUUUGAGACGCCCGAGGGCAAGCGCGUCUUUUGGCACAGCAGCGCGCACGUUCUAGGAGAAGCAGCAGAGCGUCACUACGGGUGUCACUUGUGCAUUGGACCUCCCACCGACGAAGGCUUCUACUACGAGAUGGGAAUGGGCGACAGUCAAGAUCGCACUGUCCGCACAGAAGAUUUUGGUGCGCUUGAGACGCUCAUCCAGAGCGCCAUCAAGGACAAGCAAAAAUUUGAAAGGGUCAUUGUCACAAAGGAGCAGCUUUUGGAAAUGUUCAAGUACAACAAGUACAAGCAGUACAUCAUCAACACCAAAAUCCAAGAUGGAACGAGCACUACAGUGUACAGGUGCGGACCUAUGGUGGACCUAUGUGUCGGCCCACACGUGCCUCAUACGGGUCGCAUCAAGGCCAUGGCCAUCUUGAAAAACUCUGCUUCUUAUUUCCUGGGUGAUCAAGCCAACGACUCGCUUCAGCGGAUGUACGGAAUUUCGUUUCCCGACAAGAAGCAAAUGACUGAGUACAAGCAGUUCUUGGCUGAGGCCGAAAAGCGAGACCACAGGAAGAUUGGCAAAGCUCAAGAGCUGUUUCUCUUCAACGAGAUGAGUCCUGGCAGUUGUUUCUGGCUGCCCCACGGAGCUCGGAUCUACAAUACUCUGCUCGAAUUUAUGAAGGGCGAAUACCGAAAGAGAGGCUUCGACGAGGUCAUCAGCCCCAACAUGUUCAGCUCAAAGCUUUGGACCACCUCGGGCCAUUGGCAGAACUACAAGGAUGAUAUGUUCGUCCUGCCAGUAGACAAGGAACAAUUUGGACUGAAGCCCAUGAAUUGCCCAGGACACGCGCUCAUGUUUGCCGCCCGUGACAGAUCCUACAAGGAUCUGCCUUUGAGGUUUGCAGAAUUUGGCGUCAUCCAUCGGAACGAGGCGAGCGGUGCUCUGUCUGGUCUCACGCGCGUGAGAAGAUUUGUGCAGGACGAUGCCCACAUCUUUUGCAUGGCGAAUCAGAUCGAAGACGAGGUGACGAGCUGCUUCGAGUUCAUGAACGACGUGUACGGCAAGUUUGGCUUCCAAUUCAAACUGGAAUUGUCGACCAGGCCGGAGAACUUCUUGGGAGACAUCGAGACUUGGAAUGAGGCUGAGAAACGUCUUCAGAAUGCGCUAGACAAGUUCGUGCCGGGCAAAUGGGAGCUAAAUCCUGGUGAUGGCGCAUUCUAUGGACCCAAGAUCGACAUUACCAUCUCGGACGCUAUGCGACGCCAAUUCCAGUGCGCCACGAUCCAGCUUGACUUCCAGCUGCCUCAGAGAUUUGGCCUGCAAUUCAGGUCUAACAAGGUCUCGGCGGAUGGAAGUGAUCACGAGAGGCCGGUCAUGAUCCACCGAGCGAUUCUCGGCUCUCUCGAAAGAUUCAUCGCCAUCCUCACCGAGCAUUUCGCCGGCAAAUGGCCUCUUUGGCUCUCCCCCCGUCAGGUCAUGGUCGUCCCCGUCACUCAAUCCGUGUACGGAUAUGCCGAGAGCAUCAAGUCCAAGCUCUGGGACCUUGGCUUCUUCACCGAUGUGGACCUCACUGCCGAGACCUUGCCAAAGAAGAUCCGCACGGCAGAAAUCGCUCAAUAUAACUUUAUUCUCGUCGUUGGGCACAGCGAGAUGGAGACGAACAGCGUCAACGUUAGAAACGGGCGAGAGGGGGGCAAAGGUAGAGAUGAGAUCAUCCCGCUCGAGGAUGUCUGUCAGAGAUUGCUCAAGCUCAAGAAUGAGCGGUCCCUCGAGAAUAACCUCUGAAAUCGUCAAAGCGUGGGCAAUGCGCGCACUUCCAUGCAAUGCUUUCAUCGUCAAAAUUGCAUGCAAUAGCUCGAGACU
Ceraceosorus guamensis is the source of this 2590-nucleotide messenger RNA. RefSeq names its product threonyl-tRNA synthetase. The coding region runs from base 212 to 2512 and encodes 766 amino acids. Gene Ontology annotation, cellular component: cytoplasm. The transcript is spliced from 8 exons. Gene Ontology annotation, molecular function: threonine-tRNA ligase activity; ATP binding. NCBI's taxonomy places the organism in Eukaryota, Fungi, Basidiomycota, Exobasidiomycetes, Ceraceosorales, Ceraceosoraceae. The record is from RefSeq and is a predicted model, not a curated record. Gene Ontology annotation, biological process: threonyl-tRNA aminoacylation.